CAUACCUUGUCACUCUUCAGGUGUGUUAACCUAAUUUAAAUACAUACACACAUAUUUGUCAAGUUAAGAAUUUUUCGUUAAUAAUCUAUUUAAUAAUUCAUUUUAUUUGCUUUAAAUAAUUAAUUGAUAAACUAGUUUCUUUGCCUUAAUUAAGAGGAAGCUUAAGACCCCAUUGAUCGUAUAGGUAGAGAACAAUCACUGUCAGGUGUUACAGGUAUGUUGAUUGUGUGAAACUUUUACCUAAACUUCCUGCAAUCAUGGCGUCCGUCUUCUCUCUCACUGUCCUCUGGUUCAUAUUGACGUCGAUUUUAGUGUCACAAGCGGAAGAUGAGAUUGUGGUUCGAUGGUGUGUGGUGAAUCCUACUGAAGAAAUAAAAUGUAAGGACCUUCAGAAGAAGUUAGAAAACAUUGUUCAAUACCCACGAGCUGCCAAAUAUAAAUUAAAAUGUUUGCUGAUGUUUGAUAUUUUUGAAUGUAUGGAAAAUAUUCAAACCAAUAAAGCUGACAUCAUAACAUUGGAUCCUGGUCAUGGGUUCUAUGCUGGCAAAUACCAUUACAUGCAUCCUAUUAUGGCGGAGAAAUAUUCCAACUCUGAUCCUUUGAAAUUCUACUCUGUACUUGUCGUUAAUGCCGAUUCUCAGAUAACAAUCAACUCAAUGGAAGGAAAGAGAAUCUGUUUUCCAAGUAUUGGUAAUGCAGCUGGCUGGGUGUACCCUGUAUCAGAAAUGAUUAAAAAACAAAUGUUGGAAAUCAAAGACUGUAAUUCUAUAGGAAAUAGUGUGGCAGCAUUUUUUGGUGGUAUGUGCUUGCCUGGUGGCUUUGAGGCCAACUACAACCCAUUUGGAAACAAUCCCAACUCGAUCUGUGACAGCUGCAGUGGUUCUGGCAAUGAGCGUUGCACCAUGCGUGACCCUUAUUCAGGAUAUGAUGGCGCUUUCAAGUGUUUGGAAGCUGGCAGAGGUGACAUGGCAUUUCUCCGUGACAACACUGUGAAAGAAAUGGUAGCUAACAGUAUCCUUACGGAAAAUGAAUUCCGUUUGGUUUGUCCAAAUGGUGGAAUAAAGGAAGUUUCUGAAUAUGAAUCUUGCAACUGGGGUAUUGUUCCUUCACACAUUGUGAUGGCUUCAAGAGCCAAGGCAGAUGUGGAACUGACAGCAUUUAAGAAUUUCCUGACCAUAAUUGAUGGUUAUUUUGGUGCAAAUUCUAACAGUUUCGAGUUAUAUAAUUCCAACCAGUAUAACAAAUAUGCAGAACGUAACCUCCUCUUUACUGAUGGAACUGUUGGCCUUGAAGAAUUGCAGUUAGAUAAUUCUUACUAUUCUUGGGUUGGAACUGACUACAUUAAAAGUCUGAAUCUUCUCAACACAUGCCCUCUGCACGUUGCCCGUUGGUGUGUGACCUCUCUUCCAGAGAAGAUGAAAUGUGAGGAUUUGAUGAUGUCAUUAAAGGCAAAGAACAUCUUCCCUGAACUUGACUGCAUCCUGGCAGAGAGUGCCAUCGGUUGCAUGGAGCUCAUUGAAGAGGGAGUGGCUGACUUAGUGACACUUGAUGCUGGAGAUGUUUACACGGCUGGCAGACGUUAUAACCUGAUUCCAAUUGCUGCUGAAGAUUAUGGUGACAUGACCAUGUCAUUCCAUGUUGUCGCUAUUGCGAAAAAGACAGAAUCUUUUAUGACAUUAUUUAAUAUGAAAAAAAAACGAGCCUGUCAAGCAGGGGUCGGACGAGGGGACGGAUGGGUAAUACCGCUUGGUGUGUACAUAGACACAGAGCAAUUCAUCCCUGAAGAGUGUAAUGCUUUCAGGAAUAUUGGAGAGUUGUUUAUCCGGGCAUGUAUCCCUGGUGCCUUAGACAAGGAAUAUAAUUCAGAGGGAACGUCUAUCAGUUUGUGUGAAGGCUGUGGCGCUGAAGGUUUCCGAAAAUGUCAGAGGAACAGUGAAGAACAGUAUUAUGGUGCAAACGGCGCUUUCCGUUGUCUCGUCGAGUCUGGCGGAGAUGUGGCAUUUGUUCGUCACUUGACACCUAGGGAUAAUACGGAUGGGCGGAACCAUGCAAAGUGGGCCAGGAACCGGCGCUCUGAUGACUACGAAUUGUUGUGUAAAGGUGGUGGUCGUGCUAACAUCGAUGACUGGGAGAAAUGCCAUCUUGGUAAAGUUCCUGCAAAUGCCAUUGUUACUGGAAGUUAUAAAGACAACAGCACAAUUGAAAAUUACUGGAAUCUCCUCAAUUACGGACAACAGUUUUUCUCAUCAGACACCGAUGGCGAUUUCCAUAUGUUCGAUUCUGGAACCUACUACAACGAUCUCUUGUUCACCGAUUCUGCUGUUCGAUUGAUGCAGCUUCCAGAAGAGAAGCAGAACUACAAGACCUACCUUGGCCCCAAUUUCAUCAGCCAAAUUGAGGCCCUCAAGCAGUACACAUGUAUGCCUAUAGAUGGCAGUCCCAUCCAGCGACUCUCACCUUCCCUCUUACUUGCAGCUCUCUCUUUUCUCUUUUUCUUCUCAUCUCUCCUUUAACUGCCCUCCUCUACUACUCCCCCUUCACCCCAUGUAUAUACAUACAUACAUAUAUAUAUUUCUUAUAUUUUACUAGUUACUUGUGUAUAUUUUUAAAUUCUCAUAAAUAUUUUAUAAUCAACAUUUGGUGCAUUUUAAAACGAUUCUUCAGUUUAUAGUAGAUUUUUGUUAUAUAAAAUAUAUUUGAGUCAACUUA
Messenger RNA from Octopus bimaculoides (California two-spot octopus), 2709 nucleotides. RefSeq names its product transferrin 2. Gene Ontology annotation, cellular component: plasma membrane; recycling endosome; early endosome. NCBI's taxonomy places the organism in Eukaryota, Metazoa, Mollusca, Cephalopoda, Octopoda, Octopodidae. Gene Ontology annotation, biological process: iron ion transport. The record is from RefSeq and is a predicted model, not a curated record.